Molecule: messenger RNA, 1730 nt
Organism: Rhea pennata
Lineage: Eukaryota; Metazoa; Chordata; Aves; Rheiformes; Rheidae
Gene: SPTSSB
Product: serine palmitoyltransferase small subunit B
Exons: 4
Coding region: 91-333 (80 amino acids)
Biological process (GO): ceramide biosynthetic process; endoplasmic reticulum organization
Cellular component (GO): serine palmitoyltransferase complex
Molecular function (GO): serine C-palmitoyltransferase activity
Source: RefSeq, a predicted model, not a curated record
CGCCGGCCGGGCCGGGCUGGGGAGCGGCGGGCGCGGCGCGGGCGCGGAGCGGCGCGGAGGUUGUCUUCUCAAAAUCAAUAAAAGCUGAAGAUGGAUAUUAAGCGUGUGAAGGACUAUUUCUAUUGGCUGUACUUCCAGUACCUCCUGGUCACCUGCAGCUAUGUGCUGGAGCCUUGGGAGCAGUCCAUGUUCCACACCAUCACUGUCACUGUUUUUGCUAUGGUGGUGUACACUGCUUACGUCUUCAUCCCUAUCCAUGUCCGCCUGGCUUUUGAGUUCUUCUCCCAGAUAUUUGGAGGCCAGCCUGAAAGUACUGUUUCCAUCAUGAACUGAACUUGCCUCCGUAGUAAUUAGCAGCUCUUGCAACUUGUGAAAUGAAAUGUCUUCAGUUCUGUGCAUUUGAGUUCUGAAGCAGUUUUGCAGUUAUGAAAAUACUGUUUUCUCUUACAAAACAUGGCUUGCUUAAUUACCACAGCUGAAAACCAGAGUAAGGCUGACUAUUGGCUACACAGUCCCAGUUAAAUAAAGCACAAGCCAGCUUUUGCUGUGUGAUAAUGAAACACAUCAUCCAGAAGAAAACACUUAUCUAAUAUUCAACUUGCUCACUGUAAGAAAAAUAUUAUGUAUGAUGAAUGCCUUGAAUUAAGAGAUGUCUUUUACUGUAACACAUUCAAAACCUAUUUUUUAUCAUAAUGGAAGGCAGGUAUUCUAGAACCGUGUGCUUUUUAAAGUGUAGUUUUGCAUAUUUUCUUCACUAAUUUAAUCAUAUUGGCAUAUAUCAAAUAGCAAAGACUGUUUACAAUGAUUGUGAGGAGGGAUAUUUUGCUUAUUAUACAAAACUCCUGCCAACAGACUGCAGUGGCAAAACCUGCCUUUCUUUUUUUGACAGACUAGAGGAGCAUAAGUGAAAUAGAGCAUGAUUGAAAACUGUCUGUCUGGUAAUUGACUUCUGGGUUUUUUAAUGGAUGGAAGAAUAAAGAAAGUAAUAUGAGGUAUGAACCUGAAUCCAGCAGCAUCUAAGUUGCUGCUACUGAGUUUAGAUGUCCUAAUUGCUGUAGUAAAAAUUUACUGAAAACAGGAAGAGAAACAGAAGCGAGUGUUUCAGUGCACUCCUCCCUUCUUUGAUACAAACUGAGACAUUUUUUUCUUUUAGUUCCUCUCCACUGAAGCAAGCAAAGUGUAUGUUUGCACAGAGGAAGAUGAUGCAGUAUAUAGAGUGGAAAUAAUAUUUUAAUAACUACAGGGAGGUCUGAAGCAUUUAAAUGAAACUUUGAUACAGAGAUCUCCUUUACAAAGAAGAAAUGCAACUUACUGUAAUUGCCUGUGGGAAGUUUCUUCAACAAUCAUCAACCAGAACUGACCUGCUUCUAGUACUACAAGGAAAAGCACUUCCUUAUAUGUGUGCAAUGGCUGGGUCUCAUAUCUCAAGGAACACACACCCCAGUGUGAUGUUGCAAUUUGUGUUUAACUUAAAGCAAACAGAAUAAUCAUCUACAAACACAGUAGUAGUCACCAGUGUCCUGCAGCUGGAGGUCAGCAAACAGCAUGUGGCAAUGGAGACAGAGACAGCAGAUGUUAGCAGCUCCUCCCGUCAUGCCUGUCCCGCAGCCUUGCUGACAGCAGCAAUAGCCAGCCUCAUUAUUUCCAGAAAGACAGCAGGAUGCUCCAUCAGAUGAAGGGAAUGCAAAAAUCACAAUUAAAAAAUAAAUCUCGGUCACUGGUCAGCUAAA